Messenger RNA from Fonsecaea erecta, 795 nucleotides. RefSeq lists its product as hypothetical. The transcript has 3 exons. Lineage: Eukaryota; Fungi; Ascomycota; Eurotiomycetes; Chaetothyriales; Herpotrichiellaceae. The record is from RefSeq and is a predicted model, not a curated record. Bases 1 to 795 code for a protein of 264 amino acids.
AUGGCAGCCCCGAGAGUUGUUGUUGUAACCGGAGGCAACAACGGUAUCGGCUACGAGACGGUCAAGGCACUUCUGGAAUCCAACCAGCCAUAUCGUGUCCUCAUGGGCAGUCGCUCUCUGGAGAAGGCCGAGCUCGCGAUUGAGAAACUACACAAUGAGUGUCAUGGAUUAGUCAAUACGGUCGAGGCACUCCAAGUCGAUCUGAACAACGAUGCGUCAAUUGAGACGGCAUUCAAUCACGUCAGGACCAAGAUGGGACACAUUGAUGCACUCAUUAACAAUGCCGGAGCGACAUUUGAUCUCGCAUUUCUGGCUGGUGAGGUCUCUCUCCGUGAUUGUUUCAUGAAGGCCUACAACGUCAACGUUGCCGGUACAAACGUCCUGACUUGGACGUUCAUGCCUCUCUUACUCAAAUCUUCCGACCCUCGUUUGAUCUUCGUGACAGGUCUUUCCAACGUCACACAGGCAAGCAAAUCCUAUUUUCCCACGCCUCCCCAACCUGCUGGGUGGCCGAAGAAGAUCGCUUUUGAGACUAUCGGGUAUCGAUGCAGUAAGACGGCACUGAACAUGUUGAUGGUUGACUGGAAUCACAAGUUGAAAGCAGACGGAGUCAAGGUUUGGGCCGUUGGGCCAGGUUUCUUGGAAACUGACCUGGGGAAUGCUCGGCAUUUGGCAAAGGAAAUGGGCGCGAAGCAUCCCAGCGUCGGUGGACAAUUCAUCAGAAGUGUUGUGGAGGGAGCAAGAGAUGACGAUGUGGGAAAAAUCGUGGUGAAGGAUGGCAUUUCGGAUUUCUGA